AGGGCCUAUUAACCUGUAACAUAUCAAUUUAUAGUCACCAAGUCUCUCCUGUUCUAGACCCAAAACACUCAUGCCUUCUCCAGCAGAUACAGCCAGGCCCUGUCAUACAUGCCUAGCCUUAUAUCCCUGCUGUUAUGGAGGACAGACCUUCCUUUUUCAUCACCCACCUUUCAUGAAAGAACAAGAUUCACAUUAUCAACCCUGAGGAGCCUAGUGUCAGCAACAUGGAAACAGGAAAUCAGACAAGGGUUUCAGAUUUUUUACUUCUGGGAUUUUCCCAAGACUCAGAACAUCAACCCAUACUAUUUGGUCUGUUCCUCUCCAUGUACCUGGUCACUGUGCUUGGGAACCUGCUCAUCAUCCUGGCUGUCAGCUCUGACUCCCACCUCCACACUCCCAUGUACUUCUUCCUCUCCAACCUGUCCUUUGUUGACAUCUGUUUCACAUCCACCACCCUCCCGAAGAUGCUGGUGAAUAUCUGGACACAGAGCAAAGCCAUCUCCUACAAUGGGUGCCUCAUUCAAGUGUAUUUUUUUACAGUUUUUAUUGGAAUGGACAACUUCCUUCUGACUGUGAUGGCCUAUGACCGCUAUGUGGCCAUCUGCCACCCCCUGCACUACAUGGUCAUCAUGAACCCACAGCUGUGUGGUCUGCUGAUUUUGUUGUGUUGGUUUAUCAUAUUCUGGGUCUCCCUGGUUCACAUUCUACUGAUGAGGAGGCUGACCUUCUGUGCAGGAACUAAAAUUCCACAUUUCUUCUGUGAACUGGCUCAGAUUCUCAAGGUAGCCUGCUCGGACACCUUCAUCAAUAAUGUCUUCAUGUACGUGAUUGCUGCCCUACUGGGUGUGAUUCCUGUCACUGGAAUUCUCUAUUCUUAUGCUCAGAUCAUCUCCUCUUUAAUAAGAAUUUCCUCUGCAUGGGGAAAAUAUAAAGCAUUUUCCACCUGUGGGUCUCACCUCACUGCAGUCUCCUUGUUCUGUGGGACAGGGCUCGGGGUCUAUCUCAGUUCUGCUGUGACCCAUUCUUCCCUGCAAAACUCAGUGGCCUCAGUGAUGUACACUGUGGUCACCCCCAUGCUGAACCCCUUCAUCUACAGCCUGAGGAACAAGGAUGUGAAGGGGGUUCUGGGAAGGCUCCUCAACCUGGCAGCACCUUGUUCAUGAUGGAUCACUGGCCCCAGAACUAAGUGUACAUUGUGGACCCUAAAGAUUAAUGUUGUAAAUUUAAAUAUCCUGGUUCUUUUUCUCUCUUAUAAGACAUUAUUGAUUUUUUCUAUCCAAAGCACAGAUGAUUUCCCUUUUUUUUUCUUUUUUUUUUUUGUAUUAAUAAUGGUUUGGUUCUUCUCAGCAACUCCCUGAGAAACUUCUUUUUGAUUUUUCAUCCCUACAUGCUCUCUACAAUGCUCCUUUUUUGACGAGCAUCUUGCUGCUAUUCUUAAGAUUUCUAACUUUAAAUUUAGAGCACUUGUCAGAUCAAGUGCUAACUUAGUUUCCCAGAAAGUUGUCCUCAUACCUGACUAAUCUUUACCCUAAUUUGCUUGUAUGCUUGUUUUGUUUUUUUUUUCCACAAGAAAUGGAGUGGAAAACAUACAGUAAUCAGAACAAAAUGCUUAUGAUAUCAGGACUAUACAUGUUUCUUCACAUAAAUAACUUAAUUUCAUAUUAAAAAACAUUUCAUUGAGGCAUUGUCUCUCAUUUACUUCACUUUUCAAAAGAAAAGACUGAGAUUCAGGUGGACUACAACCUGGCCAGGUGACUUUGCUAUUCUGCCUUUCACAACAACAGUGAUGUGAUUUCAACUUCAAAGGAAGAAUCUAGGUUUUAAAGGUGUUUUCUUCAGAUGACAUAGAAAUCACUGCCUGGGAAAAUUGAUAUGUGUCAGUCCUUAUGAUUGUUCUUCCACCCAUCACCCUUCCUUUCCUAUUUUCUUUGACCAUUGUUUUCCAUAAUUGCAAUUUUGAGAUAUGCCCUCUAGGAACCAAGAACAUGUAAUAAUGAAUACAAUAAAAUAAGAUUUGUUUUCUCAUGUGUUUUAAUUAUUUGGAACUCUGUGGGAGUGCAUCAGAAAUAAUAGUUACACAUUUGUGGAACAUGUUUAGAACUUAAUUCACUUUUGGGGGAAGAAUGUUUCUAGAAGUGAGUCUACAAGGAAGCAUGGAGUAGUCCAUGGUUCCUCCCACAUUUGUUCCACAUUCCCUGGGAUCCUCUUGCCACCUUCACUGCUUGGCUGCCAACAUCCAGCACAAGCUAAAAUAUACCUUGCCCCAUAUAGGACAUCACAAGCAACAGAAUAAUUAUGUCUUACACCUUUUGAUGGAGAGGUGUGGGAUAUACCAUACUUUUCAUCCUUUAUCUGGGAUAAUGCUGAGGUUUAGAUUUCAUACCAUUUACUGGAAUUUCCCAACAGGAUGAAACUCUUGUUCAUUCUCAGUGGUACCUGACAUGGUGCAAGCUUUAUUAAAUAUAUUUUCUUUUGUGCAUCCACUUCUUCUCUCUCCCAUCCAUGUUCCUUGCUCCUUCCAAUAGUGUUUGCACAUUAAUCCUUGGCUCAGCAGUCACUUCUGCAGAAACAACAACCAAUACAGUGAUAGUGAUGUGAUGUAUUAAGACAACAUAA
This is a messenger RNA of Phyllostomus discolor (pale spear-nosed bat), 2616 nucleotides long. RefSeq names its product olfactory receptor 7D4-like. Bases 225 to 1163 code for a protein of 312 amino acids. Gene Ontology annotation, molecular function: olfactory receptor activity; G protein-coupled receptor activity. The record is from RefSeq and is a predicted model, not a curated record. Lineage: Eukaryota; Metazoa; Chordata; Mammalia; Chiroptera; Phyllostomidae. Gene Ontology annotation, cellular component: membrane. Gene Ontology annotation, biological process: G protein-coupled receptor signaling pathway. The transcript has 2 exons.